ACAUUUGGAUAAUAAUAAUAUUUCAAGUGAUCAAUUUGUAGUUCCUAUUAAUGAAUCUGAUGAUUUCAAAAUGAAAUCUACAAAUGAUGAUAAACAACAACAACAACAAAGUGCUCAAGAAAAUGAUGAAAGAUCAUCAUAUAGUGAAUGUUUAAUUAAUAUGGAUGAACAAAAUCAAACUUCAUUAUUAAAUCGUGGAAGACAAACAUGGAAAACAUCACCCGAACAAGUUGAAGAAUUAACACGUUCAUUAUCACGUAUUCGUAAUGAUGAACAUGGUAAUCAUCGUGCAACAACAACAACAAAAACAUAUCAAAAAUCUAAAACAAAACAGGCGACAAAAAAAUCAAAUCCAAAAGAAUCGAAAUCAAAAGUAAAAGAUUCAAAAAGAAAUCAACAACAACAACAACAACAACCGCAAUUUAUGAUGCCAAUACGUGUUGUAUCGACAACACGUAUCGUGAAUUCAAUGACCGAAGAUGAUCCAACACCGACAACAACAAACAACAAUCCAACCGCAACAACAGGAUUUUUACCACCAAUUACCGGUUUUAGUGAUACAGAUUCAUCAUUUAGUAGUAAUGUUUGUUCAAGUGGUGAUGACUGUGAUAAAAUACAUUGUAUUUGUGAAACAUUGAAAAAAACACAUCUUCAAGAGCAUCAUCAUCAUCCGCAUCAUCAUGAUCCUCACCAUCAACAACCAUUAAUCGAUAAUGAUUAUGAUGAUUAUCAACAACAACAACAUCAACAACAAUAUCAUCAAUCCGAGAAUGGUAUAAAUUUUAUCAAUAUAGAUAAUACAAAUAAUAAUGCUGAUAAUUGGAUAGUCGUACGUCCAAAACGAUUACGGCCACAAGAUAAUCUACGAUUAGAAGGACAAAUGGAAUUAGAAACAACAUUUCGUUCAACAUAUGGACGACAAUCGGUUGGUAGCGAUAAAUCAAAACGUUCGAUUAAUAGUCAAAAUAGUCAACAACAACAACUGUAUUUUAAUACCAGACGUGGUCGUCAUCAUGUUGGUAGUCAACCAUUAUUACGUUCAGCAACAAAUAAACGUAAAAUAAUAAGAAAUCGACCAAAAACUUGUCUAAAAACUGGUGGACAUGGUUAUUGGUCAACAAAUUAUCAUGAUGCAUAUAAAAAUUUUACUAUUGUUGAUGGUCAGGCAAAAACUGUUUCGGAUUCAAAUAAUCGUAUUAAAUUGCCAAAAGUUAUAUCACGAACAACAAUGAUGAUGAAUGAAGAAAAAAAUCGUUGCAAAUAUGAUUUGGAUGAUAAUCAGGCUGCAACAACAAAACCGCUGCGUAUGGUUGAUGGUGAAGAGAUAAAAAAAUUUGAAAAAAAAUCCUAUGUACAAACAUCCGAUGGACAAGGUGAAAUGAUGGCUGAAAAACUUGUACGAAAAGUUCGUUGUGGUGGUGGUGGUGAUCGACCCUCAAAAUCAAAGAAAAAUGUUCAUCAUGAUGAUGAUAAUCAAGAUGAUAAAGCAAAUGAAGAAAGAAUUGAUGAUCAAAUCGAACGUGAAGAAGAUCCAUUAUUGCAACAAAAACAACCGAUAAUGAAAUAUCGUCCAUACGAUGCAUAUCAAGUUGAUCAUAUUAAAGAUCUUGGUUUAUUAGAAAUGAAAUCAAAUCAAGAUAAUGAUAAUCAAAUUCAUAAUGAUAUUAUUCGUCAAACAGAUGAUUCAAAUCAAAAUUAUCGAUCACAUGUUCGUCGAUUACAUGAAACAUCAGAUGAUUUUCAUAUAUUAACCGGUGGUCAUCGUAUAAAUGGUACGAUAGUACCAUUAAAUAAACCAACAAAAACCAAAAGUCAACCAUCAAAAACUGAUGAUCAACAUCCAAUGACAACAAUGGUUAUAAAUGGUCAUUCAGUAAUGGCAGGUACACGUAAACCAUUCAUAUUACCACAACGUAUUAAUCGACAUAAAAAUGAAAGUUCAAUACCAAUGUUUGAUGUUGGUGAUAAUUCGGAUUUAUCAUAUCGAAAAAAUCGUCAAGGAUCUGGACAAAGACGACAACACCAACAACAACAACCUGAACGUAAACGUACAGCUGGAUUACGAACACAACGAUCUGGACGACGACGAAAUCUAUUUCGACAAUCAAGUGAUUCAAUUUUUGUUCAACAACCCGAUUCCAGUUCAAAUUCAAAUAAACAAAAUGUUAUUGAACACCAACAACAACAACCAAAACAAAAUACUGAAAUUGAUAAAAAAACAACAUAUAAAAUGGAAUAUGGUGAUCGAAGUCUUUAUUGUCCAGCAUUGGAUGUUGUCAAUAAUUCUACUACUAAUGGUCAAAAUAUAAAUUAUCCAUAUAAAAAAACAAAUGAAAUUGGUGGCCAUAAAUAUUAUAAUACCGUAGACAAAUAA
Messenger RNA from Dermatophagoides pteronyssinus (European house dust mite), 2374 nucleotides. RefSeq lists its product as uncharacterized. Lineage: Eukaryota; Metazoa; Arthropoda; Arachnida; Sarcoptiformes; Pyroglyphidae. The record is from RefSeq and is a predicted model, not a curated record.